AUCAGGAACAAGCAGAAGAAAAUUUCAGCUACAAGUGGGCGUGUGGCGGCUCUGCUUCUCAGAAAUGGGUCAUGAAUACCAAAAAAUUCUAAUUUGUCUCUUUUUGUUAAAUAUUCAAAGUUUUGUGGUGCAAGGCUUCGCGUUGAGGAACUGUCGGAUCAGUCUGAACGUGGCUCUUUGUGACGGGAAUAAGCUCACCCUGGUCCCCACUGAUAUUCUUCCAACAAUAGCCUACGCCUACUACAUGCUCGUGGCUUGGCUUUUCGAUACAAAGAACAAAAACAGGAAAGCGUCAAACCAGUACGAUGCGUUUGUCUCGUACAAUGUCCACGAUGAAGCCUGGGUCUACAGAAAACUGGUCCCACAUCUGGAGAAGAAUCAAGGUUGGAAGCUGUGUCUGCACCAUCGGGACUUUGAACCAGGAAAGCCAAUAGUGGAGAAUAUCACGGACGCCAUAUAUGGAAGCAGGAAGACCCUGUGUGUUAUCAGCAGGAGAUAUCUACAGAGUGAGUGGUGCUCCCGAGAGAUGCAAGUGGCCAGUUUCCGGUUGUUUGACGAGAGGAAGGACGUGCUGAUCCUGGUGUUUUUGGAGGACAUCCCCUCGGCUCACCUGUCUCCGUAUUACCGCAUGAGGAAAGUGCUGAGGAGGCAGACGUACCUGAGAUGGCCCGGGAUAGGACCAGGGGAGGCGCUGUUCUGGGAAAAACUCAGAAAAGCUUUAACCAGCACAGAGUCAAAAGCAGAGGACAGGCUGCUGCUGACUGUAACCUCUGGACACUGAGACAUGUCCAGUGAUGGGAAGAAUAAUUUGAAAAUGUAUUUAAUCACAGAAUACUGAAUACAAGUAUUAAAAUGUGCUGCAUUAUGAAUACUUAAAAUACCUUUGAAUACAUUGAGCUGUGUUAUGCACUUUCUAUCACUGACUGCAGAAGGUCAAAGGUGACAGGCAUUCACCACAAGAGCCGUGUUAUAUAUUUUUUCUCUUUAAUACUGUACAGUUUGAAGUCUAAAUUGUGUGAUCAAAUACUGCAAUGUUUGAUUUUAGGAAAGAGUAACUGUACGGGAAUGCAGUUACUCAAAAUUAGUAUUCUGGAUAUGUAUUCUUGGUACAUGUUUUCCGUUACUUUCCAACCCUGGACAUAUUAAGAAUAAAAAAUUGGCUUGGUGCCCCCGCGUGCUUGUCUCCAUGGAGAUAGAUAUGUUUAACCAGGGGCGUCGGACUGAGAGGGGGGUACUGUUUACUAAGGGCCCAGUGCAGGGAGGGGCCCCACACAAAGUCUGUAAUGUGCAUUUUUUAUGAGACAAUAUGUAGUGUGGGCCCCGAAAAAAUGUGUGCUACACCUCUGCGUUUAAUGCUACACUGUGUAACAUUCCAGGCCUCACCUUUUUGUAUCUGGGAAGCUUAUGAAUACUAAAU
Molecule: messenger RNA, 1417 nt
Organism: Periophthalmus magnuspinnatus
Lineage: Eukaryota; Metazoa; Chordata; Actinopteri; Gobiiformes; Gobiidae
Product: toll-like receptor 13
Exons: 5
Coding region: 65-781 (238 amino acids)
Biological process (GO): inflammatory response; immune response; toll-like receptor signaling pathway
Cellular component (GO): membrane
Molecular function (GO): transmembrane signaling receptor activity
Source: RefSeq, a predicted model, not a curated record